Molecule: messenger RNA, 1924 nt
Organism: Cryptomeria japonica (Japanese cedar)
Lineage: Eukaryota; Viridiplantae; Streptophyta; Pinopsida; Cupressales; Cupressaceae
Product: putative beta-glucosidase 41
Exons: 13
Coding region: 202-1716 (504 amino acids)
Biological process (GO): carbohydrate metabolic process
Molecular function (GO): beta-glucosidase activity
Source: RefSeq, a predicted model, not a curated record
UGACUAACAAAAGCAGAAAGUGCACGUUAUCAACUGCCAAAAUAACAGCAAUAUGAAAUACCAAAUUCAUGGGAACAAAAGAUUAUGACACAAGUCAACAAACAUGCGGUUGUUGUUGCAAUGCGUUAAGCUAAUCAUUAUUUUAAAUUUGAAAGCAGGGAAAAAGGAAAUUCGCUGCAAAACAUCCCAUGAUCUCUAACCAUGAAGAACACUGCAUCUAUGGGUAUUGGUAUUACAAUUAUAUUCUGUAUGAUUGAUGUUAUGCAGUUUCAGAACAUUAGCAGGGCUGACUUCCCUCCUGGUUUUGUUUUUGGAACUGCUUCAUCUGCUUACCAGUUUGAAGGAGCAGUGGAUGAAGGAAACAGGAAAGCUAGCAUUUGGGAUACAUUUGCACACAAACCAGGGCGAGUCAUGGACUUUAGUAAUGCAGAUGUAGCAGUUGAUCAGUACCAUCGUUUCAAGGAGGACAUUGAUCUUAUGGUUGAUUUGGGUAUGGAUGCCUACAGAUUUUCAAUAUCUUGGUCACGAUUGUAUCCCAAUGGAAGUGGAGAGAUCAACAAAGCAGGGUUGGAUUAUUACAACACUUUCAUAGAUACUCUUGUUGAAAAAGGAAUUGAGCCUUAUGUUACAUUAUACCAUUGGGACCUUCCUCAAGCUCUUCAAGAUAGUUAUGGUGGGUGGUUGAGUCCCCAGAUUGUAGAUGAUUUUUCCAAGUAUGCAAAGGCUUGCUUUGGAGCUUUUGGAGACAGAGUGAAGCAUUGGAUCACAUUUAAUGAGCCUAGGGGAUUUUCUAUCAACGGUUAUGACCUUGGCUUGCAAGCUCCAGGAAGGUGUUCCAUUCUUUCUCACCUUCUCUGUAAGGCAGGAAACUCUUCGGCAGAGCCUUACAUAGUUGCUCACAACAUACUUUUAUCACAUGCUACUGCAGUCGAUAUUUACAGGCAACAUUUCAAGAAGAAACAAAGAGGGAGCAUUGGUAUCACUCUGGAUGCCAAGUGGUUUAAACCAAUGUCUGAUUCUUCGGAAGAUCAAGAUGCUGCUCAGAGAGCACUAGAUUUCGAGCUUGGAUGGUUCAUGGAUCCCAUCUACAAGGGUGAUUACCCGGCAUCAAUGAGGCAGAUGGUGGAUAACAGGCUACCCAAAUUCUCUAAAGAGCAAUCCAAAUUACUCAGAGGUUCUCUUGAUUUUGUUGGCAUUAAUCACUACACAACACUAUAUGCUCGAAACGAUAGAAGUCGAAUUCGCAAGAGAAUUCUAAACGAUGCAUGUUCAGAUUCAGCAGUUAUAACAAGUCCCUUUCGUAAAGGAGUUUCGAUAGGAGACCGUGGUGCCUCCAUCUGGCUGUACAUUGUUCCGUGGGGUAUCAGAAGUCUCAUGACUUACAUCAAGCAAACAUACAGAAACCCUCCAGUAGUUAUCACAGAGAACGGGGUUGAUGAUCGGAACAGCCGCUUCAUACCUAUGAUGAAUGCCUUGAAUGACAACAAGAGGAUGGAGUAUCACAGUGAGUAUCUUUCAAAUGUAUCCGCUGCUAUCAAGAAAGAUGGGUGCGACAUAAGAGGUUAUUUUGUGUGGUCACUGCUGGAUAACUGGGAGUGGAAUUCAGGAUUUACUGUGAGAUUUGGGUUAUACUUUGUAGACUACAAAAACAACCUCAAAAGAUAUCCAAAGGCUUCCGUGAGCUGGUUCAAAAGCUUCCUAACCCCGAUUCGGUGACGAUAAAGACAGGAAAUUUAUUUAUUUAUUGUACGUUACUUGGACCGUAGGGCUGGUAUAUAUUAAAUUUUAUUGACGAAAGAUUCUCCUUACCUAGAGUGGAUUAUGUGUGAUGUGGAAGAGUUUUGCCACGUGGAAAAGCAAUCUGAACGUCAAAGUUUGAAGUCAAUUUGUAUUCGUGAUAAUCCAUUCAUUUGAUUAACAGUUA